GUUGGGUUUACAUGAAGUAUAGCAUACUUACUGAAUAGUUUCAAAAUGAAGUCGUUUCUUUAUGUGUUUGUUAUUUUCCUAAAUGUUUAUAUUCAACAAUCUCUUGGCGAGGAUGAAAUAGAGGAAUCAAAUGCAAGACAUUUUAUUGAAGGGAAAGUUAUCAUCCAGGGAGAUAAACUACCAGGUAUUAUACAGCGUUGUUUCAACUGUUUUCGAUCAAAUUAUAAAAUUUAAUAGCAAUUCCACUGUUCCAACGAGUUCCCACUUAUAUGUAAGAAAGAACACUGUAUUGCCUGAAUACUGGAACAACCUGGUUAACAUGACAAAUAAUAACAAAACCUCUUAAAGUCUUGAUAUAUUCUAUAUUAAGUAUGACUCCCAUUUUGAGAAAAAGGUCUUAUUUUACUCAGUACUGGUUAAUAUUUUAUCGAAGUUUCUAUUCAGCUAUUUAGUAAAACUGCCGGCUAUAUACUGACUAUAGAUAGUUACAUAUAAAACCUUUUGUUUGUGCUACUUCAUAAGUUUCCUAGUUUUGUCCACCCCCCCCCCCCCGGGCCAAAUUAACUAGGAAAUUUAUUUGGCCCUCCUGGGGACCAUAUUUCCUAGGAAAUAUGCCCCCCCCCCUUCGGAAAUUUGGCCCCCUCGAAAACAUAGUUUACUUUAUCGCUAUAAGCUCGGAAAUUGUGAAGAUUCUUCUAAAACCAAGAUCCUAAAAGUGUUUGUCAGUAUUUAUAGUUAGUUUACAUAAUUUAUUUGUGUCGAAAUUCUUCAUUGCGGCCAAGAGCUAAAAGUUUGAAGGAAAGCGUAAUAAUAAUAAAUGUGCUAGUGCAGUCAUGCCAAACACUAGGGAUGAGCCGAUUAAUCGGUACGGUACCGAUAUCGGUACCGAUAAAUCGGCCGAUAUUUGGCGUUUUCAAAAUAAUCGGUAAUCGGCCGAUUAUUUUUUAUAAUCGGCUAUUUGCCGGUAUUCGCAAUUUUUUUUUUUUUUUAAGAAAAAUAAUUCUAUAAUCUAGUAAUCUACACUCCGUCUUGUUUUUGACACUUUUGUUGUGCGUAUUUAAUCCCAUAUUGUGUUACUCGAGGGAAUAAGACCACUUGUAAGUUAAAAUUAUAUUGAAUAGAGUGAAUUCCAAUUAUACAUUUAUAUUUUUGCGUUUGAUUCAUUUGACUCGUACAGUGACCGAUAACUGUCCAAUAUGAGUAAAUAUUUCCCGGAACACACUAAAACUAGUACGUCAAUUUGUGGCGUAUACACAAGACACUUAGUACAGGGGCGGAGCGAAGACUAUCCUUUUCGGGGGGUGCAAGACAACUUUUUGCAGACAAAAGGGCGUGGCUAGCACGUUGUUAGGGCGUGGUCAAAAUGAACCGUAUUCAUUUUUAAGUGAUGUACAACGAUGAAAUCCGAGUAGUAAGAUAAUUUAUUUUUAAAAUAGGCGAAAUAGUUCCUUAAAAUACAUGGUAUAAAUUUCAGAAAAGCACAUCCAAUCGUCAUCAAACGACCAAUUACAAACUAAACACGUCAGUUUCUCUCUCUUCCGUUUGUGUUUUUGCUUGCUACUGUCCAUACUUUUAAAUCAUCUUCGUAUUUCUCAUUGUAUAUAAGACCGUUAGGUGUAAUUUCUAAGACUUUUACUGGCUUUACAAAAUUAUGAAAUGAAGCACAGACGCAUCAACAGUCAACACGCACAUGUGAUUCGAGUUUCCUAUGGUAUCAUAUUUCACAAAAUUGCAAGAAAAUAUAAUACUAUUACUAAUAGCGUAAUAGCGUAAUAAGUUCUUGGUCAAUUUGGCUGAAUGUUCGGAAAAGGGACGACAUAUCCAUCUUUUCGAUCUUGCAUUUUCUACAAAUUUUCUACAAACAAUCUCUCUCCAAUCAUGUAUUGCCUAUUGGCUUGAUCCAAUUUAUUUUGCCGAGAACUGAUUUAUUGUGCCGACGGACACGGCAUUGGGGUGUGUGGCACCCCCAGCACCCCCCCUAGCUACGCCCCUGACUUAGUAUUAAAAGUUGUCAAAAAACGUUAUCCGGCGCUUGUACCAGGUUUUAAACUUUUAUUCAACUUUUACACAGAAAUAUCGGCCAUAGCCGAUUAAUAAUCGGCCGAUUAUUUUUUAUAUCGGCUCCGAUAUAUUGGAUCGGAGAAUCAGCUUUUUUCUGGUAUCGGCUCAUCCCUGCCAGACACAUCACACAUGGGUAUCUGUAGAGGACAAUGUUAAUGCAUAAUGGCUUAUCUUUAAGCUAAGGACAUGAAACGAUUUUUAGAGAUAGGAAUUUCUAAGAUAUUACAAGUUAUUUAGAUCUAGAAAUUCAGUCGCAUAGUGUAAAAUUAGUCAGAAUAAGUACCGCACUUUAGGGUAAAAGUAGACUAAAAGUGGAAACGUUUGUUCGAAAAACGAAAUCAAACAAGUGGUUAUUUCGUAAAAAAAAACCCUUUUCCUAUGCAUUUUACUUACAUUAUACACAGUAUAUAUAAUCGCUCAUAUGGUUGGGAUGCAUUACAGAAGCAUUCCGUAAAAACAAAAGUAGACUGCAUGCUAAAUUAUGCACUGCAUGCUUCAUGGCUCACAAAAACAUUCCACACACACAAAAGCAUAGACUUUCCAAAGUCCUUUCCAGAGUCCAGACCCUUCUAUGGUGCGCUUCACUUCCUCCGUGGAAAGGACUUUUGUCACUUGCAGCGCGCCAAAUAUCAACGGUGGAAAAAUCCACCGGUGACGUCAUUGUUUACAGGAGUCUAAAAAUAAUAUUAUAUUGUCAGGCUUUUUUGUUGAACAAAUGUGUAUUAUUGAAGCAAACAGAGUAAACAAUGUAAAUACAAUUUUGAAGAACACAAAAACCAUGUGAAAAUACACAAACAAGAAUAUUACAUUGAGUAUAUUUAAAAGUACAGGGUGUAGAAAUAAACUUUAUUAAUACCGAAGAUGCAUCUAAUGAUUCUAAAAUUUCCUCACUAGUUUCGGAUUUAGUUUGGGUUUCUUGAUCUCGAUUACUGAUUAUUAAUACAAAAUUGUUCGUUGAGAAAACAACGUGGAUUUUGAACUCUGACGAUGUCUGCUCGUCAGUUGAUCACAAUCGCCGCCUCUCUGCUUCUCGGUUUAUACAGUUGUCUGACUCUUUUCAAUUUGAUUAACUUCUACUAUGUUAAAUCGCUCGCGAACUGAAUCAACUUUCUAUAAUAAGUCUAAUAAAUUACUAUUCUUGUUGACACAAUUACGGCACACAUUGUUAGACAAUUAACAACUCCCAGUUAUUUCGUUUCCACACUCGGUGCAAACUGUUUCAUUUGAGGACAAAGAAAUAUCAAUUCUUGAGAAUGUUUUUGUGUUUUUGUUGACCCAUUGUCGGCGUGGUGGAGUAAUUGUAUGAAAUGUACUGUACACACCCUUUUUAUGUCAAAAUUAUUCGCGCCAAAAUUUUUAAUGCGAUUUAAAUUCCUGCAAGGGACACAAGGCGGGUCGCGCGUUCCCUUCCCCGCACCCUCCCUCCCCCAUGGUCGACUUGUGGCAAGUCUAACAAAAGCACAAAGGUUUGAAUGAUUAAUGCCUUUUAAGUAUUAGGGUAAGCAAAAAUCGUAUCAUUUUAAGUAUUAUGAAAAUCGUUUCGUUUCCAUAGCUUAAUGAUAUAGCCAUUAUUUAUUAACGUUGCCUUCUACAAAGCUGGUCAAAACCAAACGUGAAAAGUACGCUAAAAUUUGCUCUUGACCUAAUCUCAUCAGUAUUGCAAUUCAAUGGAGAAUGUUGACACAAAAAAUAAUGCAAACUAGCUAUAAAUGUUGAGAAAAAUUUCUAGAAAUUCCAUUUUAGUAGAAGCUUCACGAUUUCCAAGCCUAAAGAUGAAGUAAACUAUAAUUUUUUAGGGGGUGGGGGGCUAAAUUUCUGAAGGGGGAGCCAUAGUUUCUCCAGGGGGGGCCAAAUUUUUUUUUUGGGGGGGGGGGAAAUUACUUGUGACACCGGGACAGGAUGUGUUUUGUCUGUUUUCCCCCGCCUUUUCUAACUCUCAAAAGGUUAGGUUAGGUAUUAGAAUAUGGGUAUAAAAAUUCAACUUUAACUGGUCACAGUAUAUAGCCGGCAAUUUACUAAAUUGCAGGCUGUAUAGACACUUCAAAUAUUUAUUGCAGCAGUUGAAAAUUGAAAUAGACUAAAUUAAUACUAUAUUAAGAAAAUAUCGAUACAAUGAAAAUUCUUCAAAAAAUUUCAAAAAUGUUGACAAUGAUGAAAUUUUAUGAAUUCAGCAGUCCCAGUGUGAUUUUUUAAAACAUGAUGUUACAAGGUUUAUAAAGAGUUGUUCCAGAAAAGAUCCACACUCCCCCCACAGAAAAUUUCUGCUGUCCGGAGAGGGAGGAGAGAAAAAAUUGUUUCUGAUAAUAGUAAGUGAAGUAUACUAGGACAUCCGAAGGGGGCAGGAGGUUAACUUCCAAUUUCCUGCCGUGGGGGAGGUAUGGGUGUUUUCUGGAAUGACCCAAAUUAUAUAUUAAUACACACUUUGGGAAAGCAUGUCAUUUUGGCUAGAACGAUAUUUAGAUGAUGCAACUGAUUAUGGAAAUAUAACACACACGCUGUAUAAUUUCCAUCUAUUUUUCUGUUUAUUGCAGUUGCUAAUUGGAAUUUGCUAAUUCGAGUGAACAUUCAUAUUAUUAUCACAUUUGCAAAUUGAAAUUUCAGUGCAAGCUACAAUGCAAGACAUCCAAACAUACAUGCCCAAUACAAAAUCUUGUUUGACAAUGUAGCUUAAGACAUCACAACAAUUAAUAAACAAACAAACAAUCAGAUAGACACCAAGAAACCAUUAGCACACAGAGGUAAUUAGGUAAUAUUGCUAGGCAUGAGUAAAAAAAUUGCAUUGAACCUUUUAGUCUGAAUUUUCCCUAAAAUUAACGGGAAAUCUGCCCAUUAGCCAUGUGCCCUCCUCAGGUGGGCAUGACUUAAUUAUAUCAAUUCCAGACCAAUGCAUUCUAUUGGCUAAAAAAGCCUAAAAUGCUUCAUGACUAAACUGAAUGUUUUCUUUUUUUUUUCAUGCCCAUUUUCCAAAGCAUGACAACAUUAAAAUGCUGUUGAAUUUUUCAUAUUUUGUUGAGAUUAUUCAAGUCACAGUUCAAGUUAUGAAUAUGGAAACAAACCAACAUCAAUCGAGUGCAUUGUAGGAAGCCCAUUGUAAUUUGGACAUUAUUUGUGGCUUCUACCAAGCUAUCUUACUAACAAAUUGAACAGACUCAUUUGCCGUAUAUUUAUAAGCAAGAUUUGUGAAGCCCUUCCACAUUCACUUGAUAUAAACUUAUUAAUAUUUUCUACCAGUUCAUGCUCUCUCUUUGUGUAUUAAAAAUAAGUGCUCAUUAUUGUUGCUCUUGACCUAAUGAUAACUCAGAAGUAGAACCCUUGCACAAUUAUUUAGUUGUUUGGUUACCAUGCAUCAAAUGCAGUACAUUGGCUGUACACUUCUCUCUUAUUCACCAUGCAUAUUCACUAUAAUAAUUAUAAUAAUGUGCAAUACACAUAUGAUUCCACCAGGGAUGGUGUGUGCACCAUUGCACACAACCUGGCGAAAAUUGCUAUUUAGUAUAGGACCAGAUAAAAACCAUGCAUAGCAGGGGAAACUCUCCCCUUCCCCCUGAAAAAAAAGAAACUUAACUUACUAAUUUUAUAAUCAUGAUAUUAUAAAUUAAUAAGCCAAAUGAUGUUUAUAAUCUUGUGAAUCAGAAUGUAUGAAUCUGUAUCAGGCACCUAGUAAGUAAUAUGACUUUGGAUGCAUUGAUAUUUGGGUACCAUAUUUAUUGCAGCAUAUACUAAUAGUGAGCCCUGAACCACAGAUAGAGUAGUACGACUGCAAAAGAGUGCUGCAUGUUUAAGCUGGCCAGCUGCAAGGUGUCCAGUGUGAGGGCAUAUUUAAUUGGGUCAUACAUGUACUGUAUAUCCUGUUAACUAUGAUGAGCCAAGAUUUACAAUAUUUUAUGAAUGUUCUUAAGUUAAAUAUAUACAAGACACCUGUAUUCCAAUGUCAAUGUGACCUUGAAGGUUGUUAACAUAUAAAAUGGAAGAAGGUAUUGUCACAAUUAAAGUAUGGAACAGCGCAGACUUAAAAAUUGGAAACUUCCAGCAAUUAAAUAAUUCAAGAUUAUAUUGAGAGAACAAAUUCUAUUAAAAUUCUAUUAGAAUUGGUUUAAUAUAAUUCAACAAAUUAUAUUAAAGGUCUACCACAUUUACAAUUUCAUCUUGUAAUCUACUGUAGUACUGAAUGAUUGGAUUUUGUAAUUUUUAAUUAUUCCAUCUCAUUCUAUUAGGUUUGUACACUAAUGCAUGCUGUACCUUAAAUAAAGGCUUCACAUUGUCAUUUAGUGUAGUACAAUGUAGUUGAAUACUUUCAUGUUCAUGAUUCUAGAAUGGGCAAGUCAAACAAGAGUUUUAGUAAAUGGUGGUGAAUAUAUUGGUUUUCUGAAAGCAGAUGGUUCAUUUAUCAUCAGUGAUGUUCCAUCUGGUUCCUAUAUUGUUGAAGUAGCCUCGCCUAAUCAUUUAUUUGAACCAGUUCGUGUGGACAUUAAUGCUAAACGAGGAAAAAUAAGAGCAAGGAAAGUUAAUUUUCUUCAAAAUUCUGCUGUUGUUACUCAACCAUAUCCUCUGAAAUUUAAAGUCAAAGAACCAGCCAAGUUUUUUGAAAAGCGUGAAGCAUGGAAAAUCAAAGAUUUCUUGUUUAAUCCUAUGGUAAGUGUUGCAUGUCAAGUAACUCGCUCAAUUUCAGACAUAUAUAUGUUGAUCUGGUUUAGUUAAUGAAUGCAAUCCAGCUGAGGAAACGUUUCGAAACUCCGGAUAAAUGUAUAUUUAUCAAUCAUUUUCCAACUGGUGUCAAAGAUAACUACUGGAGAGGCCGAGAAAACUAUGCUUGUUUGUGAGUCAUAAACACCAGCAAUUGCAGAGGCCACUUCAUUAGCUAGUUUGAAACAGAAACUAAUGUCAUUUUUGUUAUUGAAACAACCUUGAUUUUACUUUGUUAGUUUCUUUUACUAUUAUUUAUAGUUAUAUAUUAUAGUACAUAGGUUAUACAUUAAGUUAUUCUUUAUAUUUGUAAAUUAUUCUAGUAAUUUAUGGUAGGCUAUAGUAUAGGCCUUUAUUGUGUAUAUGGGAAAUAUAUAUUAAAUCAUUAAACCAAUCAUUUUUGUGCCUCAACUCGUUUUUAAAUUUUAUGCAAUAAUUUUAUAAAUUUAAUUAUUUUUAAGGUUUUAAUGAUGAUUCUUCCUUUGCUGUUGCUGCUUGUCUUACCUAAAAUGAUGGGACAAAUGGAUCCAGAGACACAAAAGGUAUAAGUGAUAUGCUAACUGCCUUACUCAAGAUCAUUAGUGAAUGCUAAACUGCCUUCAACCUAAAGCCUUGUUCACACUAGCAAUUCUGUUAGCUAACAGAAGCGAUGUUUCUCCUCCUGGCGGAUGUGAAUGAGUGACAUGCAAAAGUUUUAGAAAUGCGUGAAAGUUCACUCAUUCGCAUCUGAUAAAAUCGCCGACAAAAAUUAUCAACCAGGCUUAAACCACUGGCUUAAACAGAUCAUAACUAAUCACUCAAAACUAAUUACUCCUAACAAGCUCAGUCAAUAAGUUAUAUGGCUAAAAUCAAGAGCACUUGUUCGAAAAAAAACAGGGUUUUAAAUUGUUGUGAACAAUUUUUGACAAAGAUAAAACGAUAUUAAAACGAGAUAAACAACAUAUUUUCAGAUAUUAAAUUAAUAUACUGAAAGUCAAAAACAGAGCAUUUUUUAGCCCAGUUUCACCAUAGAGUUUCACUCACCUUAGUUUGAUGACAAUCGCGACAAAUAUUAACUAACUUCCGCUACUAAUUUCCCGACAAAGGACCUUCGCUCGAAACAUCCAAGUUUUCCUUGUAUUUUCCAGAUAGUUGUAUCCCUAUCAGGUUUGUUAUUAUUGGCACUAUACAUACAGUGUACCCUGGCACAUACAGACGGUUCUAUAGAUUAACUGUUACUCUGUCAGCAUUUUAAAUGUUAUAAAAAUCGUUUUUGACUCACGGAUGUUGCGUUCUGUGAGUCUUUGUGGUUACUUGAGUGUGGGGCAGUUAAACAAUGGGAAAUGACCAACCAGCUUGGCUCGCACUGUUUGCUUUCAGAUCCGGGAAUCGGGCUAGAGCACGCGUUCGUUCUUUUGAGAGAGAAACACGACAAAUGGCAAAAUUUGCACGGUGCUCGUUUGCAAAAACAACUGCGAACUACUCAGUUAAUUCUUUCUAUCACUUUCAUUUGAUCUCAUCCGUGAGUCGGCCUCAAUAGAGUAGAAUAUAUUAUACUAUUAAAACUUUCCAAAGUCACAUAUUUAGACAGUAGUCAUUUUUACUGGGAAAAGAGUUUUUUAAGUUCUUCUCCGCGAGUAGUCCACCUUAGCGGUUCAUACUAUCAGAUCAGUGAGCAGUACCAACCGCUCAGGAACCAAUCAAAAUGCUGCAUUUUGCAAAUGGAUCGCCUAGCCAUAUAAUAAAUACAAUCAUUUUAUUUUUUAUGCAGGAAAUGAACUCGAUGAAUAUGUUCAAUCAAUCGCAAGAAAUGCCUGAAUUCUCAGAUAUGCUUACAAACUGGUUCUCGUCAGGACAAAAGAAAAAGCCUGUUAAAACAGUAGCAAAGAAAACUCCUACUGGCCGACGGCGAUAAGAAUAUGAAUCUCCUGACACAGUCUGUGCAAGUAGGUUAAUGCCUAUUCAGCAUAUAAAACUGUUAUCUACUUUAUUCCCUAUUUUUGGUCGUAUUUUUGUCUCUAACACGUAUUUAAAGAUACGAAUAGCAUGCUAUUAGGGUUGUUCUCAGUCAUUUUAAAGUCAAGAUUGAAAUAUACUGUACGGGCAACAAAAUUGCUGCAACUUCCAAGAAAAGCUGAUUGUAGCGUCAUCUGAUUCUGUGAGUAAACAUUUCUUGAUUACUGCUUAUAGCAUGUGUUAAAAUCAGCGUUGUAACUGUAAGUUCCUGCAAUUUUGUUGUUCCCAAAUUUAAUUUUCUCCUUCUUAAAAUACUUCAAAUACUACUUAAUGAAACACUGAUAACUAAAGGGUCGUCUAUAAACUUGGACAAAACGGUUGAUACAAUUGAAAAUGUCGCUAAUAUCCAUAAACGAGUCAUACGUGAUGGCUCCACAUCGCCAGUUCAAAGUUGGGAAGUCAAUGAUAUCCAAGCAACAUUUGAUAUUAAUCUAAAAUAACAUGUUGUAAGAUCGAAUGGGUAUGCGAAUUUUGUAAAAAAGGAAGGUGCAUGAUCUGAACCAGUUAUGUCCAAGAUUUUGGCCCCAUAUAGAUUCGAAAUAAAAGCGAAAUAUCUUGAAGUUCUUUAAUUGGUCUUUUUAGUCCACAUUGUGA
This is a messenger RNA of Paramuricea clavata, 9333 nucleotides long. Lineage: Eukaryota; Metazoa; Cnidaria; Anthozoa; Malacalcyonacea; Plexauridae. The record is from the annotation of a GenBank genome assembly.